UAUGCUGUGAGUGGGCGCGCAUCCCCCGGACUGGAAUGUCUGUCAUCUCUCGCGCUGACAUCACGCAGAGGAUUUGCCACAAUGUCAAACACAAGCGAACAGCGCGCGCUCAUGGCUUCCCCGCACCGUAAUAACACGCAGCACCUCGUGCGUCGGCUCGUGCUCUAAUCAUUAAACUCCUUUUUAUGGGUCCUUUCUGUGUUCUAGGAUGCUUUUCGGAUCCAUGUAAGCCUGAUCAAGUCAGAGUUCAUGCUGAGGAGAGAGUCUGACACCCACAGCCUGUUUACCUCUGGAGAUACAUCUGAUAAUCACUGUGAGGAAGCUCCGCUAUGUGAACACUGUGGAAAAAACCGAGUCAUGUUAACCAGGUUCUCUGAGGGAUAUGGAACAGAGGAGGAGUGCGGACUAUCUGACCCUCAGGGGGAAAGCGACGCAGACGCUGACAUAGAGGACACAGACUGCAGACUUCAGGAGCACAGUUCUCUGCAGCGAAUCAGCUCGCGCAGACGCAAGCGUCCGCGGGUGGCGCGUCAAGACACGACGGAGAGCGAGGACGACGGUGGGCGGAGCCACAAAAGCCAUCGCUGGAACCUGCGCCUCAGCCCUGACAGAGCGCACAGCAGGACCAUCCUGGAGGAGAGUGUCUCACAGGUGAGGCCACUGAUCAUCGCCAGGCCCAACGCUGAGAUGCAGAACAGUCCAGCAGAUUGGCCCCCAGGCUCUGAAACGAUGUCCCUGUGGCCCCCGUCCCUCUCUCUCCCCAUCAAACUCCUGCUGCUGCUGCCGCUCUCCCUCUCUCUCGUCAUUCUGAUCAUCUCCUACUUGCUGCCCUGGACGGCCACAUGACGGCGUUUUUUCAACCGUCACACUAACGUCAUCCUGCAAUAUUCUAUAGUAGAUAACUUAGCCUUUAAACCUUAGUAAGGAUUAUAAAAGCAGUUAAAGAUGAUUAGAACUGAUGAUUCGUGUCAAAUGGUUUUCUUGCUACAUCAUAAGGCAACGCUUUUCAUGGAGCGAACAGUCGCAGUAGAAAUAAAAAUACAAGCCGAGUUCUUGGCUGCGUCUCACCCUAAGUUUCAGUUUCUCACCCCCUCGUUUGUAAAAAUAGACCUUGAUCUGGAGGGGGGGAGGAUAUCAGGGCUGCACAGAACCUUUUAAAACCCUUCAUAGGAAAACAUGUGAAAGGCGACGCUCAAACACUAUGCAAUUCUGUCCCUCCGGCAUCGAGAGGGUUCUUAAUGAUCUUCUAUGUCACCGUGUCCUUGCCCCUUUUGCCCCUCCCCUUUUCUGUUCUUAUAGUGCUCUGAAUAUUGUUCAGAUAUAGCGCCUUUAUGGUUCGAUCAACAGAACAUCUUAUUGAUGCACAGAUUAAAUAAUUUUAUUUAUUUAUAUGUGUUCAAAAGGAAAUAUGCUGACCUCAAAACAAAAUAAGCUUUUGUGGAAAAAUGCUGUAACUGUACAAUUCAUUCAUAUAAAACCACAUAUUACCAUCAUGUAAACAUGACAAGUGCUGAUCUUAUUUAUUUUAAAUUAUGUUUAAUUGCUGUUUAGAAAACCGACCUUGACAAUCAAUCAUGCUAGUUGUUACAAGCUGAAAUGCAAAACUGGUAAAAGCAUUUCAGCUUCUCUGUACUGUAUAACAUUUAUUCAUUUGUUCAAUUUUGUUGUUUUAUUUAUACUUUGCAUUGCUAUUUAAUCUUUUUGUGCUGCUUUCCAGGAGAGAAAAGUGGUGAUUAUUAUUUAUUAGUAUAAUUUUAGUCUGUUUUCUAUUAAAUACUGUGAAUUAGUUCAGUAUAUGAAACUUCAACCCUGCUGUAUUGCUCUUCCUAAAGCUUCUAUUUCUUCCAGUGUAUAAAAACAUUCAUCUCUGUGUUUCGUUGGGCAAUAAUUAUCAAUAAAACAAGAUUGUAUUUUAACAGAAAAAAAAGAGGUUUGCUGCUCAGUGUCUUUUUGAA
Messenger RNA from Cyprinodon tularosa, 1955 nucleotides. RefSeq lists its product as uncharacterized. NCBI's taxonomy places the organism in Eukaryota, Metazoa, Chordata, Actinopteri, Cyprinodontiformes, Cyprinodontidae. The record is from RefSeq and is a predicted model, not a curated record. Bases 250 to 846 code for a protein of 198 amino acids. The transcript has 6 exons.